This is a messenger RNA of Glossina fuscipes, 564 nucleotides long. RefSeq names its product retinin-like. The coding region runs from base 109 to 432 and encodes 107 amino acids. The record is from RefSeq and is a predicted model, not a curated record. Lineage: Eukaryota; Metazoa; Arthropoda; Insecta; Diptera; Glossinidae. The transcript is spliced from 2 exons.
CUAUAUAAGGGCUUAAUAGAGCCGUAAUAAGUAUCAGUUCUAUUUUUGAAACGACUCAACACAGACCUUUGGAACUUCUAUUAAAAACUAAUUUAGAAAAAAAAAAAAAUGUUCAAAUUGGUGGUGUUGUUUUGCGCUCUCGCUGCUGUAGCUAAUGCUCGUCCUAGUCUGCCGUUAUCAUCAGCUUUGGUUUACACGGCACCCGCUGCUGCUACUGUUACCGUACAUGAGCCGGCCUUGGCUCAUGUAGGUUCAGUGGUAAAGACUUACCCUACUGCAGUUUCACAUCAAAGUCAUUCCGUGGUCCAUAAUAGUGCUCAUCUUGUUCAGGAUGUCGUGGCUCCAGUUGUUAAGACCACCUAUACUACAGCGCCGGUCUUGAAAUCUAUAUCAACUUAUGCUCAUACACCAGUUGUUUAUAAUUCAUGGUAAAAUAAUGUGAUGCCGUAAAUGCCAUAAAAAGAAUUUUUCUGAAUUGUAUUCGCGCUAUGAAUCCAGUUUUGUUUUAUAUACUUGGAAUGCAAAGUUAAUAAAAAUAUGUAAAAAGCAAAAAAAAAAAAAAAA